AUGGGGUUUCUUUCUGCUUCUAAGAAUCUUUUAAAUUAUUAUUCUACCACAAGCAAAACAAGCAAAAACAAGAACAACAAUCGAAGCGAUGAUGAUGAUGAUAAUAAUGAUGAUUUCCUAACAAAUUUCAGGAUUGAGAAUAUCCAAUUAAUGCCGGAAAUCCCGUUACCAGUGGUACUGGAAUUUGAACUAUCCACGAUUUUAAAUGAUCACUUGAGUUUUGAACUCAAUGAGUUGAUAAGUUCUCUCAUCCUGACGUCUAAAACUUACAGGAUCGAUCUUUCCAACAUGAUCAACCGAAUGUUGAACUAUCAAAAUGAUGAGGUUUUUCUUGACCUUAAUAAUAUCGACGAGCAGACUGAUUUGCUUUACUCCAGGAUGAAAUUAUUGGAUAUCGUCGUCAAAAAGAAUAAGAAUAACCUAAUGAAGCCUGCUACCACCAACUCGCUUGAUUCCGACCUUGAAGACAUAGUCAAUUUGACAAAUAAAUCAUCAACGAUGAUAUUGGGACUUCUAAGUGAUUUAAAGACUUUGGAGGAUAAAGUAUUGAUUUCUGAGCAAGAGAAGUUGACCAGUAAACAUUCAGUUAAUCGUUUCCACUACCCUCUAAUAUCCAAGCUAAUGACGAGAAACAAUAGUGAUCCAGGCAGUAAAGGAAACGAUGAUGAUGAUGAUGAUGAUGAUGAUGAUGAUGUUGUUGUUGUUGUCGUUGAUGCUGAUGAUGAUUAUGAUCAUGGUGGUGAUUCUGGAUUAGUCAGUAUGAAUGGUGGAAAAAAGUCUAUUGAUAACCAAGAUGGAGAGAUAUCUUCUCCCAAAGAAGUGCGAGAAGCUCAAGAUCAAGAGGAAGUAAAUGGUGCUAUAAAUAAUAUGUCAUCGAGCUCGGUACAUAUGAUAGACAUUAAUGAUAGCUUUAAAUACUUCAAAUCACCAAAGUUUCAGACUAAUAAUAAUAGCCAGCUGCGCUUGCUGGAGGUGAGUGGUGGAAAUGGCACUCCAAAAAUUGGGUUUCCACGAGUGGCUCAUUUGGAUAGUUUUCAGAAAAGCCCUAGUGAAGAAAAUAAUAUUUAUCAAUUCAAGCAGAGCUUGUUUGGAUUCAAUGAGAAUAUCAUGAGUUCUAACAAUGUUACUGCAGAGUCAUUUUCAAAGUUUGAAAGUGAUACUAUGCAGAUGGAUGGAACGAUGAAUGACAAUACCGGUCAAUUUACAAUGUUUGAAAAUGCAUCUUCUUUUGAUAAUAAUGAAAUCAAGGAAGAUGGUGAUAAUUUUGAAGAAGGGAGCAAAAGUGAACAAAAUGAAGGUGAAGCGCAAGCCGAUACUGAAGGCCAAGUUGGGACUGAAGAACAAGUGGGAAUAGAAGAGAAAAUUGGAAAGGAAGAGCAAGUUGCCGUUGGGGAAAAUAAAGAAAACCAAGAUAAUGAGGAGCAAAAAAGUCACAAGGAUAAAGGAGAUCAAGAACAUCAGGAAGAAAUACAACACAUUACACAUAAUGCAAAUAUUAAUGAGAAAGUAAUAUCAGAAAAAUCAAGCAUAUAUAUUGGGGCUCCUGUUUCCGAGGAAGAAUUGGCAAAUAUAGAGUGUCAAAGAAACGAUAAUUUGAAACAGACCUCUGCUGAUGAGAAAUCGUCACUCAUUGAGGUAUCUCCCAUCAAAGCUUCAUCUAGAAAAUGUAAUGGUCCAUCGGAAGAACGAGUAAUGAGCCCAAAGGAGCACAUGGACGAAAUUGAAAGUUUGUUGGAUAAAAGAAACUGCGAAAGACAGGCAAGGUUAAGCAAGAAUGAUAAAGUAGAUAAAGUGGACCAUAUAUUCAGUAAUGAAGAAAAUGAUGAAUUUGAAUCCAUUAGAAAGAACAAUGCUUCUUCGGAACCAGAAAAUCCAUUCAUGCUCAGGGUAUCAGGAUCACCAAUUGCCUCAUUUACUAGGAGCAGAUUGACCCCUGCAUCUGAAGUGCCGGCAAAAUUACAUGCUACUUCGAUCCUCACCUCACUAUUAGGCUCUGGUAAAAAUGAGUCUCCGAAAUUGAUGGUUGAUUCCCCAACAGUAUCGAUAUCUAAUCCGAUCAAUGCAUUGGAAGUCACUUCAGAGGUCUCUUCCAGCACGGUCAUUGCGAAACCUUAUAUCACACAUUUUGGUGAUCACCAUUCUGGUGAGGUUUUGAAUAUCAUUAGGCAGAAAGAUGAUGAAAAUAAGAGACGCAUGAGUAAUCAUGGAGAAGAUUUUUCCAAAGCCAAGCAAGGAAGCAGGCGUCAGCAUGGCAGCUUCAGCAGUACCAUCACAUCCACAGGGCUAUUGUAUAGAAUUCCUUCGAAAUCAUCUUUCACAACAUCGAUUCAUGAAGAUUGA
Messenger RNA from Saccharomycopsis crataegensis, 2340 nucleotides. RefSeq lists its product as uncharacterized. Lineage: Eukaryota; Fungi; Ascomycota; Saccharomycetes; Ascoideales; Saccharomycopsidaceae. The record is from RefSeq and is a predicted model, not a curated record. The transcript has a single exon. The coding region runs from base 1 to 2340 and encodes 779 amino acids.